UCACCUCUGCCUGAGCUAUUUGACUUGGAACUAUAUGAGAUCUUCAAUUGUUAGUGCUUUACGCGUUUAUUUCGAGUUGGACAAUAGCAAAUAAGGUUUCUUGAGGUCUGUUGAGAUACUGCAACAGAGUAUCUUGUGAAUAAUGGCUCAGGAGAGUUGGAAGAAGGAGACUGAGCAGACCGAGUGUGAGACACCUGAAAGCCCAAUUUUAUGCGCUAAUAACUGUGGCUUUUUCGGGAGUGCCAUGACCAAUAACCUGUGCUCGAAAUGCUAUAAAGACCUUGUCAUGAAACAGAAAUCCAUCCUGACGACUCCUCCUGCUGAGGCGGAGAAGACAACUAGUAUUCCAUCUUCUUCGGUGAAAAUUGAACCUAAUGUUAUCAGCUCGGAUGAAGUUGAAGGACCAUGCGACAUGAAUGUUGUUAAGGAUCAAGUGGAGGACUUAUGCAACAAGCGGCCUGCUAACCGCUGUUUCCGAUGCCGGAAAAAAGUAGGAUUAACGGGGUUCAAAUGCCGAUGCGAGAACACCUUGUGUUCGGCUCACCGGCACCCCGAGGCUCAUGAAUGCUCAUUUGACUACAAGACUGCUGGUCGGAAGGCAAUAGCCAAAGAGAACCCUGUUGUGAAGGCAGAAAAGAUCAACAAGAUCUAAGAUUGUUCUGAUGAAGGUAUAAAACAUCAUUCGCUGUUUAUCUUAAAUGGUACCUUCCCAUAGAUUUCAACAGUUUUAACUUUUAUGAAUGGGGAUUUCACAAUAUGGUCGGUCUACUAUCAGAUUGUGGAUGUUGAUGUGAUUUCCAGUGGUAAAUAAUGUAAAAAAGCAUUGAGUGUCUUCUCAUUGUCCAUGUUUCUUGUAAUGUGCUAAGUAUCUUUCCACUCUUUGGUGAACUUUCA
Musa acuminata AAA Group (dessert banana) is the source of this 894-nucleotide messenger RNA. Its product is annotated as zinc finger A20 and AN1 domain-containing stress-associated protein 9-like. The transcript has a single exon. Gene Ontology annotation, molecular function: DNA binding; zinc ion binding. The record is from RefSeq and is a predicted model, not a curated record. NCBI's taxonomy places the organism in Eukaryota, Viridiplantae, Streptophyta, Magnoliopsida, Zingiberales, Musaceae. Bases 143 to 652 code for a protein of 169 amino acids.